Argentina anserina (silverweed cinquefoil) is the source of this 2253-nucleotide messenger RNA. RefSeq names its product receptor-like protein 2. The coding region runs from base 1 to 2253 and encodes 750 amino acids. Gene Ontology annotation, molecular function: protein binding. The transcript has a single exon. The record is from RefSeq and is a predicted model, not a curated record. NCBI's taxonomy places the organism in Eukaryota, Viridiplantae, Streptophyta, Magnoliopsida, Rosales, Rosaceae.
AUGGCUUAUUGUUUUCUUCUUGUAAUUGUAUUUUGUUGCAUACUGGUUACUACUGCCAAUAUCAUCCAUGCAUGCAACCAAAUUGAACACACUUCUCUCUCGACCUUCUUUCUUGCUCUUUCUUCUCCCUCUUCCUUAAAUUGGACAUCCAACGACUGUUGCCACUGGGAAGGCAUCAAUUGCGAUGCCGCUGGUUUGGUCACUCAUCUCUCUUUGCCCUCCAAAGGGCUCACACUCAAACAAGGUACUACUUUUCCUUCAUGGAAGCUACCACUUGAAAAUCUCUCACAUCUCACCCACUUGAAUCUCUCCUACAAUUCCUUAGAUCAAACUGUUGCCUCCUUCUUGUCCUUGAGUCAUCUUGAGGUCCUAGAUUUGAGGUCUAACCUUCUUUCUGGGGAGCUACCACUUUCUCUACCAUCCAAUAUCCAAUUGCUGGAUUUGUCCAACAAUCACAUCAGUGGUCCAAUUCCAUCUCGAUUUUUUCGACAAGCUAGAAAGUUAACUAGUUUCCAGGUUAGCAAUAAUAUGUUCUCAGGAUCAAUCCCCUCCUCGAUCUGUCUUCACUCUUCUCCAUUGAUCAGUUUAUUGGAUUUUUCCUUUAAUGAUUUCAGUGGCAGUUUGUCUAGUGGAUUAGGAGAGUGUUCUCAACUCAAAGUUUUUCGUGCCGGGCACAAUAACCUCUCAGGGUUACUUCCACAAGAUAUCUACAAAGUUGCCAGACUUGAAGAUAUUGCACUACCUUUCAAUUCACUUGAUGGGGUCAUUGAGGAUAGACUUUCGAAUCUAACUAACCUUGUGAUUCUUGACCUCCAAGUCAACCAAUUGAGAGGUGUGCUUCCUCUCAAUUUUGGUAGUCUCUCCAAGUUGAAACUCUUGCUCCUUCAUUGGAACAAUCUUGAAGGUUCUAUACCCCCAUCUUUGAUGAAUUGCACAAACCUUGUAGAGCUAAAUCUAUUAGGCAAUAAGCUCCAGGGGGAUAUUUCCGGGCUUAAUUUCUCAAAACUUACUCAACUUACUGUACUUGACCUCCUUUCCAAUAAGUUGAAUGGCAGUUUGCCAAUGAGUCUAUAUUCUUGCAAGUCCCUUAAAGCAAUUCGACUUGGUAUAAACAAUAUAGAGGGAGAGAUACAACCUGAGAUUCUAUCACUGAAAUCCUUGUCCUUCCUGUCCAUUUCUCACAGUAGGUUGAGCAAUAUCACAAAGGCAAUGAACAUACUGAGGCAUUCCAAAAGUCUUGUAUUUUUAUCCUUUCUGUUUAGUUUUGAAGCAGGCGAGGAGAGUCCAGCUGAUUUCGGAAUAGUUGAUUUUGAUGGCGGGUUUCAAAAUCUUGUAUUUUUGAAUCUGCGUGGUUGUAACCUCGCCGGUAAGAUGCCUGCAUGGUUAUCCAAGCUCAAAAAUCUAGCAGUGUUAAGUUUAGCUGAUAAUAAAAUCACAGGACCAAUUCCAAGUCAGUUGGGGACUCUCCCAAGGCUGUUUCAUGUGGAUUUUUGUUCAAACAGAAUUGAAGGUGAAUUUCCGAAGCAACUUCUGGGACUACCUAUGUUGGUUUCUAAAUCUAAUCAAAGUGCACAUCAGGAUGAUGUUUAUCUUGAACUGCCUGUGUUCAACACGGGUAAGCAAUACAGGUCCUUGUCUUACUUUCCACGGAUGCUGAGAUUGAUGCACAACGACUUGCAUGGAAGUAUACCUAUUGAAAUUGGCCAUUUGGAUCGUCUCCAAGGCUUGUGGCUUAGCAACAACAGCUUGAGCGGCAGCAUCCCCACCCAAAUAUCAAACAUCAAAGACUUGAAUAGUUUGCAACUCUCCGAGAAUCAUUUGUCCGGAGAAAUCCCAUCAUCAUUGAAUAGCUUGAAUUUCUUGUCGGCUCUUAAUGUCUCCUACAACAAUCUGGAAGGGCGAAUACCAAAAGGAACUCAAAUCCAAGGCCUUAAUGCAUCUGCAUUUGAAGGGAACCCGAAACUUUGUGGCCUUCCACUUCCAAAUGAGUGCCAAGCAAGUAACAAAAUUGAUGACCAAGACGUGGACAACAACGAGGAACAUGGUAUUCCGUGGUUUUAUGUUCCUACUGGGCUCGGGUUUAUUAUAGGAUUCUGGGGAGUCUGUUGCUCGUUGAUUUUCUUCAAGGCAUGGAGAUAUGCGUACUUCCGUUUCAUAGAAAAGGUACAAGAUAUGUUGUACGUAAUGAUCGUUGUGCGUGUCAACAAGAUGAAGAGGAGGGUUAGUGCUGGGUUGCUAGACGUUGAUUUGUAA